Messenger RNA from Vigna umbellata (rice bean), 372 nucleotides. NCBI's taxonomy places the organism in Eukaryota, Viridiplantae, Streptophyta, Magnoliopsida, Fabales, Fabaceae. The record is from RefSeq and is a predicted model, not a curated record.
CUCUUCCAUUUCAUUUUCAACCUUAAAAACAAAGAAAGAAAUAAAAUAAAAUAAAAAAUGAGUUCAAGGUCCGAAUCCGUUUGCGUUACCGGAGCUUCAGGUUUCAUAGGAUCAUGGCUUGUGAUGAGGCUAAUGGAGCGUGGCUACACGGUUCGAGCCACCGUACGCGACCCAGCAAACAUGAAGAAGGUGAAGCAUUUGGUGGAACUUCCAGGUGCAAAGACGAAACUGUCUCUGUGGAAAGCUGACCUUGGUGAAGAGGGAAGCUUUGACGAAGCCAUUAAAGGCUGCACAGGAGUUUUCCACGUUGCAACCCCCAUGGAUUUUGAAUCCAAGGACCCUGAGGUAUCUAUACAUAUUUUCUUGAGUUGA